Emiliania huxleyi CCMP1516 is the source of this 948-nucleotide messenger RNA. RefSeq lists its product as hypothetical. The record is from RefSeq and is a predicted model, not a curated record. Lineage: Eukaryota; Haptophyta; Isochrysidales; Noelaerhabdaceae. The annotation marks the transcript as partial. The transcript has 2 exons.
GAGGCGGCGCGGCACGCCGACGAGCUGCUGGCGGAGGUCGAGGCGGAGAAGCGCGCCAAGGGCAAGAAGGGCAAGAAGAAGAAGAAGGGCGGAGGGGCGGGCGGGGCUGGGCCGUCGCAGGAGACGAUGGCGGCGGCGGAGGGUGAUGAGGCGCCGUUGGAGGCAGCCGAGGCUGCGAAGAAGGCCGAGGAGGAGAGGAUGAUCAGGCUUCUCGAGAAGUGUCACGAGGAGAGGAUCCGGUUCGGCAUCACGGCGGAGAGCCAGGCAGCGGCGUCGGCAGAGGUGGCCGAGGCGGUGCGCUUGGACGCUGCGGCGGACGAGGCGGAAGAGGAGGCGGAGGCGGACAAGGCGGAGGAGGUCGAGGCGGAGAAGAAGCGCGCCAAGGGCAAGAAGGGCAAGAAGAAGAAGAAGGGCGGAGGGGCGGGCGCGGCUGGGCCGUCGCAGGAGACGGAGGAGGGCGCCGAGGCGCCGUUGGAGGCAGCCGAGGCUGCGAAGAAGGCCGAGGAGGAGAGGAUGAUCAGGCUUCUCGAGAAGUGUCACGAGGAGAGGAUCCGGUUCGGCAUCACGGCGGAGAGCCAGGCAGCGGCGUCGGCAGAGGUGGCCGAGGCGGUGCGCUUGGACGCUGCGGCGGACGAGGCGGAAGAGGAGGCGGAGGCGGACAAGGCGGAGGAGGUGGCUGCCGUGGCGGCGCUGGCGGCUGCCGAGGUGGCGAGGGCGGAGGCCAGGGCGGCACAGGCGGACGCCAGGGCAGCGUUGGAGGAGGCCGAGGCGGCGUUGGAGGAGGCCAAGGCGGCGUCGCACAGGGUCGAUUUGGCGUUCGAAGGGAGCGAGACAGCGCUCGAGGAGGCGGCGGCCGCUGCGGAGGCAAGGGGUGCCGCUGCGGCCGCUUCGAUCGCCAGGGCGGUUGCAGCCAGGAUGGCGGCGGAUGCGGCCCAGGAGCGCUCGUAG